Molecule: messenger RNA, 2425 nt
Organism: Spinacia oleracea (spinach)
Lineage: Eukaryota; Viridiplantae; Streptophyta; Magnoliopsida; Caryophyllales; Amaranthaceae
Product: probable serine/threonine-protein kinase PBL17
Exons: 6
Coding region: 608-2203 (531 amino acids)
Biological process (GO): protein phosphorylation
Molecular function (GO): ATP binding; protein kinase activity
Source: RefSeq, a predicted model, not a curated record
CCACAUCACCACUAUGUCGGUUUUGAGACCAAAAAAAUAAAAAUAAUACCGUUGUAUUUGGUGAAUGUUUUGCUGGUGUAUCUGCCUGUUUUAGCAUGCACUGAGAUCACAAAAACACCAGGAGAGAGAAAGAAGAAGACAGUGUGGGUCCCACAUAUUACAAGCUUCUCAAUUCCCUCCUCUCAUGGUUUCCCGUUUUCGGCGCAUAUUCUUCCAAAAUACUCCCACUUCUCCAUUUUCCUCCCCCUUUUUUCUCCUUCAACUCAACAAACUACCUUUUUUGGGAUUGUGGGCAAAUUUUCAUCAAAAUCCAAAGAAAUAAUGCUGUAAUUUUUUUCCCCGGCGAACCUCACCGGAGCUCCGUCCAAGUUUUUCCGGCAUCCCCAUCAAAUCUCCUAAAAAAACCCAGAUCAGAUCUGUUCUUUUUCCCUCAUUCGGACCAUUUUUCUAGGGGCAUUUGGGGAAUUUUAUCUGACAUUUGGGAAGGAAGUAAAAAAAAAUCUGGGUUUUUUUGUAAUCUAUAAUUUAGCACAUUCUGGUUAAUUUUAUAUUUUGGUUUUUUUAUAUUUACUUUUUGUUAUAAAAAAAAGAAAGAAAUUGGGGGUAGAUGUCAAAUUUUGAUGGGAAAAUGAAACAGCAAAAGAAAAAAAGUGGUGGAUUGAAAUUUAUGGGAUUGUGUUUUAGUUCUAAUGAAUCUCAGCAACAACCUUUGCAAGAACAGCCACAUUUGCAAAAACAACAAUAUAAUCAAUUUCAGCACAAUGUACAACAACAGCAUUUUAAUCUUCAUCGCUCACAUCAACAACAGCAACAAGUUCCUCGGAAUACCAGAGGUGCUGGUCAUCGAGUUGGUCGAAUGUCCCCUCUACUAAAUCAAUCUACAACAACAACAAGUACAGAAUCAUGUAAAGGGGAGCAGCAGGGUAAUAAGAGUCCAAACUUUCUUUUUACCCCCAAAGACGUGAAAGAACUCCGCCAGCAUCCUGAGUAUAGUAAAGUCGACGUCUUUACAUUUGAGGAGAUGAAGUUGGCUACAAAACACUUCCGACCAGAUCUCAUUCUCGGGGAAGGUGGUUUUGGAGUUGUUUACAGAGGAGUUAUAGAUGAGAAUGUUAGGCCAGGUUACAAGACCACUGAGGUAGCCAUUAAGCAACUGAACCCAAAUGGUUUUCAAGGGGACAGAGAAUGGCUGACAGAAGUUAGCUACUUAGGACAGCUUAGCCACCCCAACCUUGUAAAGCUGAUUGGAUACUGUUGUGAAGAUGAGCACAGACUGUUGGUUUACGAAUAUAUGGCGUCCGCAUGCCUGGAGAAGCAUCUAUUCCGCAGAAUGUCUUCUACUCUCACGUGGUUGAGGCGAAUAAAAAUUGCUCUUGAUGCUGCUAAAGGCCUCGCUUUUCUUCAUGGCUUGGAGCGGCAAAUCAUCUAUCGGGAUUUCAAGACAUCAAAUAUCUUGCUUGAUUCGAAUUUUAAUGCAAAACUCUCUGACUUUGGGCUUGCUAAGGAAGGGCCUAUGGGAGACCAAACCCAUGUUUCAACACGUGUUAUGGGCACUUAUGGGUACGCAGCACCAGAAUAUGUGAUGACUGGGCAUUUAACGGCGAGAAGUGAUGUGUAUGGUUUCGGGGUUGUUUUGCUUGAGAUGUUAAUUGGAAGAAGAGCAUUAGACAAGAGUAGACCCAGCCGAGAACAUAAUCUGGUAGAAUGGUGCCGUCCUCUUUUGAACAAUAACAAGAAACUCCUACGAAUUCUAGAUGCGAGAAUCGACGGGCAGUUUUCAGUCAAGGCUAUGAUGAAAGUGGCAAACUUAGGGUACCAAUGCCUUAGCCAAAACCCGAAAGGAAGGCCGCCAAUGAGUCAAGCAGUCGAAGUUCUUGCAGCUGUUUAUGACGAGGAAAGAAUCCGGGAAAUGGCAUUGUCAGCUCAAAAUGGCAGUGGAGUCACCCUCUACGAAGCUCCUAAAGAGAACCUUAUAGUGGACCCCUCACGGCCGUCAGUAGAGCACCCCUCACGGCCGUCUGUAGAGAAGAAAAUCGUGAGCAAGAAGAACGAAGAACAAAGAACUACUGAUGUACCACGUGAGCGUAGAAAGAGGAGAGAGGGAAGAGCAAGAAGUGAGCCUCAAAAUGAUUUUUUCAGCCGCAGUCAAUCCCCAGAAAUAAGGACUCACAAUAGGUCUUUCAGAGAUCAGAUGUCUAAAUAAAUGUUAAAGCACUACAAAGUGGUGUAUUAAUAUAGUUGGUUCUUUGUUGUAAAAAAAAAAACAAGUAUUGUGUAAGAGAGAAUUGAGGCGUUAGUUCUCCGAGCAGUAGCUAUUUUGUCAGGUCUUCAGUAUCAGCAUUCAGCAGGGAGUUACCAAUUUGGAUGUAUAUAGAGAUUGGUAAUUGAUGAUUUUUAACAUUUUAUUCAUUCAUUUUUAUCUUAA